GUCAGUGCUGACAGUUGCUUGUGAACAGACUGAAGUUCUGCUUUUUGACCCUAUUUCUUCAAAGCACAUAAAAACCCUUUCUGAAGCGCACGAAGACUGUGUGAAUAAUAUCAGAUUUCUUGAUAAUCGGCUAUUUGCUACCUGCUCUGAUGAUACUACAAUAGCACUAUGGGAUCUGAGAAAAUUGAACACCAAAGUAUGCACUUUACAUGGUCACACUAGCUGGGUGAAGAACAUCGAAUAUGAUACUAAUACAAGACUCUUAGUAACAUCAGGAUUUGAUGGAAAUGUCAUUAUUUGGGACACUAACAGGUGUACAGAAGAUGGGUGUCCACAUAAGAAAUUCUUUCAUACACGUUUUCUCAUGCGAAUGAGAUUAACACCAGAUUGUUCCAAAAUGUUGAUCUCAACAUCCUCUGGAUAUCUCUUGAUUUUGCACGAUCUGGACUUAACUAAGUCUUUAGAAGUAGGCAGCUAUCCCAUUUUGAGAGCAAGAAGAACUACUUCAAGUUCAGAUUUGACCACUUCAUCAAGUUCUGGUUCUAGAGUUUCUGGUUCCCCUUGUCAUCACAGUGAUUCUAACUCAUCUGAGAAACACAUGUCACGAGCCUCUCAACGAGAAGGAGUUUCACCACGAAAUAGUCUUGAAGUCUUAACCCCUGAAGUUCCUGGUGAGCGAGACCGUGGAAACUGCAUCACAUCCUUACAGCUGCAUCCCAAAGGCUGGGCCACCCUUCUUCGGUGCUCAAGCAACACUGAUGAUCAGGAGUGGACUUGUGUCUAUGAAUUCCAAGAAGGAGCUCCAGUGCGACCUGUCUCACCUCGCUGUUCCCUGCGUCUGACUCAUUACAUCGAAGAAGCCAAUGUAGGCAGGGGCUACAUCAAAGAACUUUGCUUCAGCCCUGAUGGACGAAUGAUUUCUUCCCCACAUGGCUAUGGGAUUCGCUUGUUGGGAUUUGACAAACAGUGCAGUGAGCUUGUUGACUGUUUACCCAAAGAAGCCAGUCCUCUACGGGUGAUUCGCUCUCUGUACUCUCAUAAUGAUGUGGUCCUGACAACAAAGUUCUCUCCAACACAUUGUCAGAUUGCCUCAGGGUGCCUUAGUGGACGGGUCUCUUUGUAUCAGCCAAAGUUUUAGGCACAACUUACAUCAAAUAAGGAACUCUUCUGGUGUUUGGCUUAUGAAUUACUUCAAUUUAGGUGAAGUAUUUUCUUUUUUAGAAGAUCUUAUAAGUUUGGGUCAAGAUCUUGUUCUUAUAGGUUGGUGAACACAUAUGUGACCCAAGUAUUUGGCCAUCUGGCAUCAUCCGGGCAUCUCCAUUUCGACCAUGCAGCAUCGUUCUGUCAGCAUUCCUUUGCUCCUGCUGUCUGUGCCACUGAGCUUGGGUAUUCCUGGUCAUUUUGCAUGUGGCUCUUGUUCUUUCUCCCAUCCCUGUUUCCACCACUCCUCCAUGCCUCCCUUCCUCUUUUUUGAUUUUGGUAUGAAUUUUGUGAACAUUUGACAAGAGUCAUGGUUGGGAUGAGGAAAAACCUGUGGCACUAGUACUAAAUAAAACCCAGAAGCUGGAUGUUGGCACACCAGUUGUUGAAAAAAGAAAGUUCAUCUUCAUUUAUCAGUACAUUUGGCCUUUAAAGUUGCUGUCAAAUAUUGAGCACAGAUAAUGGCGUUAUUCUCAUAAAUGAUACUCUUGCAACAAAAUAUCUUUUUUAAAAUUUCCUGUUAAAAUUACACAAGUUAUCUCAUGUGAGAUUUUUGUUGUGAAAUUCUAGAAAAAUAUUAUAACUUCUUUGUAAUUUAUUUACUUGUAUGAAUUUAAAAUCUCCAGCAUGUGUCUUUGUUAUUUUGUUCCUAUCCUCAGCAUUGGAAAGCAAAGGAAAAGGAAUAAGCUCAGUCACUUCCAUUGUCCAGAAGAGUUCAUUAGGUUGGUGCAGUGUCUGUCCAUAGAAUGAGAAGGUGAAUGUGGCUUAGAUUGGCUGUGGUUCUUUGAAUCACACAGAUGAGUUGUUCUAGUAAUGGGGUGGAGGAGACAAAUAUUUUAUUGUUGUUCCUUCAGCCAGAGAUCAUAAGCUCAGCUCUCACCAUUAGUAAGAAGGGAGCUGUAGUCCUUUUUAAGCUGUUGUCAUAAAAGUCAUGGUCUGACUUGAGUAGCACUGUCUUAUGUUUGGUUAUGGAAAGUAUCAGGCAAGGUGUGAAAGCAAAGUUACUCCUGUCUUGAAUGGGCAAUAUCCUUCCAGUCUCUGAUACAUUGAUUGGCACUGUGUUGAGAUAUGCUAGAAGCUGGACAAUUUAAGCCAUGCAGUAGCCUUGCUCUCUUUGGUCACAUGCCUUUUAAGCCAGUGUUUCUCAAAUAUUAGGAUGCAGUAUAAUCCUUGAAGGAUUUGUGAAAAAUGCAGGAAUCGGCCUGACCUUAGAAGACUGAUUUAGGCAGGGAAAGGACAGGACUCCAUUUAAACAGAAUCAUAAUCAUCUGUAUCCAGGUGGCCUCCAGGUCAUAGCUUGAAAACACAACCUGAAAUUGCAGUAGGUAUUUCUGUAUCCACUUGGUGCUUAACACAAUUCCCACAAGAUGUUUCAACUAUUUAAAUAGUAAUAAUAAUAAAUUAACAAUAGCAAUUUUAGGGCAGAAAAAUAACUUGAAAUGGUAUUCAUUUCAUUGUUGGACAAAUGAAAGAAGUUAAAUGAUUUGCCUAACAUCAUACAAAGUUAGUGAUAAAGUCAGGGCUUCAAUUCAAGUCUCUUAAUUCCUUGCCCAGGGCAGUUUCUACUGUGUUUAUGCUGGCUGUUAAAAACAUCAGUGACUAUGGGCAUUUUGUCUUUAGAUUAUAUUGUUGUGAAUAAAAUGAUCAGAUUGAAAAAGGCAGGUAUGGUAGUAGAUGCUGACAGUUUUACCUAUAGUAAAAAAAAAAAAGUUUUAAUACUUACAGAAAUAUUUAAACAGCCCAAAUACAUGAAUAAAUACACAGUUCUCUAUAGUGUCCAUUAGCCACUCUAGGACAAUCUUUAAAAAUUAGGUCUUCUUGCCGGCAUUGGUAGCUCUUGCCUUUAAUCCCAGCACUUAGGAGGCAGAGGCAGGUGAAUUUCUGUGAGAUCGAGGCCAGCCCUGUCUACAGAGCUAGUUCCAGGACAGCCUCCAAAGUAAUACAGAGAAAGCCUGUCUCAAAAAAACAAAAAACAAACGAAAAUUAGAUCUUCUUAUCAUAGAUGUUGGAAAAGCUGGAAAUUUUGUAGUCGUUGAAAAAACAACAAAGCACACUGAAAACCAUAGACUUGCUUCCAUAGCUUUGAAAAAAACUUCCCCAAAGAGAAUAGUUUAGAAGGAAAAUAUUACAAUUAAAACUACCACAAUUACAAACUAUUAAGUAUAAAGAUUAAAUUGACAUUCAAAAGAAGAUUCCAUAAAUGUUAACAGUUUGGAAAGAGUUCUGUAUCAGAUGGUAUGCCCACAUGUCACCUAAGUCAAGCCAGGGGUUCUUGAAUCAUUGUUUUUGAAUACCUACUAUGUGUUAAAGAAUGUGUCUGCUUUGCUACUGACCCCUAUAAAGACCUCUUACAAGGUAGGUGGAAUAAGCCUCAGAUCAUGUUGAAGGUAGCAGUGGGUCAGAAAAAUGAAGUGACUUGCCUGAAGCCAGUUGGUGGUGGCAGCACUGGAUUCAGAUCCAUGUUUGCCUGUUUAUUUAUCACUAAGUCUGUACUUACUCCUCUACCAUUUUGCCCCUUGGUUCAUGAAGGAUGAGCUAUACUGGUCUGUUAAUUUAUGUGCUCAGUAUCUUCUGCAAAUUUUUAUUACAAGGCUGGCCUCAUUCCCUUCACAACUGCGUAAAAGAACAUUGCAAGCACUGAUGUUUCCAUGAGACUAAAGAUCUUAACCCCAGGCAUACACGUGAAAAAUUAAGCAGGACAACCACUUGUGAUUUUGAAAAAAUGUAGAGGAUAGUCAGCUUUGUGUGAAAGCAAAGCCACAUAGAUGAGAACUGAAAAGAACCAGCAAACAUAGCAAGGAGCCUUUGCUCUCUCUGAGGUAUAGUCAAGGGUCAAGACAAAAAUCAGACAGUAUUAACCAAGAAUUGAAGGGCCUCAGAAAGCCUAUGCUAUUGAAAAAAGAUACAUAUUACCAUCUUAAGGUCCCAUUUUAACAGUCUAAAAAUCUGGUAUUUUUUACUGUUUUAUUAAAUCAUCUUAAUUGUUAA
Cricetulus griseus (Chinese hamster) is the source of this 4188-nucleotide messenger RNA. The record is from RefSeq and is a predicted model, not a curated record. NCBI's taxonomy places the organism in Eukaryota, Metazoa, Chordata, Mammalia, Rodentia, Cricetidae.